UUCUCCAAGCGGCAUGAGUCAUUUCAAUGUUAUUUUAUGACACCACUAUUCUAAGUUGUUUAAGAAACAGACAUGUCUAAUCGCAGGACAAAAGAGAAUAUAAAGAAAAAGACAAAUAAAAAGCUGAUCUGGACAGUAGCCUACUAUGUGGGAACUACAUCUGUCUAACUAACCUCACUCCACGGGUCCUGAUUACGGACAGCACAACACAAGUGUGCAUGGUGUCGGUGCUGCAGGCGGCUGUAAAGGUCUCUCCUCUCAUAGAGAAGGUCAGCGAACACAAGGACUUCAAGAAGCUUCUCCGGACCCGAACCAAUGUCCUGGUUCUCUACACUAAGUCAGCUACCUCCGGGGACUCCAAGCUGAAGCUGCUGUCUGACGUGGCCCAGGUUAUCAAAGGACAGGGCACAAUCGCCUGGGUCAACUGUGGGGAUUCAGAGGGACGUAAACUGUGUAAGAAAGUGAAGGUAGAUCCCAGCUCUAAAAGUGGUGGUGCUGAUCUCCUGCAUUAUAAAGAUGGGACGUUCCAUACAGAGUACAACAGACCUGCUACAUACAAGUCCAUGGUGGCGUUUUUAAAAGAUCCCACAGGACCUCCUCUUUGGGAAGAGAACCCGGAUGCUGAAGAUGUUGUUCAUGUAGAAACUGAGAAAGACUUCAGGAAGCUUCUAAAGAGGGAGGAAAGGCCAAUCCUCAUGAUGUUCUAUGCCCCAUGGUGUGGUGUCUGUAAGAGGAUGCAGCCUGUAUUUCAACAGGCAGCUACAGAGACCAAGGGUUCAUAUGUGCUGGCUGGGAUGAACGUGCACCCAGCCGAGUUUGACGGCCUCAAGCAGGAGUACAAUGUCAAGGGCUACCCCACCUUCUGUUACUUUGAGAAGGGGAAGUUCCUGCACCACUAUGAAAACUACGGAGGUACAGCCAAGGACAUCGCUGACUGGAUGAAGAAUCCCCAGCCCCCCCAGCCGAAGGCCCCAGAGGUCCAAUGGUCGGAGACUGACUCCCCCGUCUUCCACCUGACUGACGACUCCUUAGAUGGGUUCCUGGAGGAACACCCAUCUGCCCUGGUCAUGUUCUAUGCCCCAUGGUGUGGCCAUUGUAAGAAGAUGAAGCCAGAGUAUGAUGAAGCUGCUGAAUACCUCAACAAAGACAAAAAUAGCCCUGGUGUUCUGGCAGCUGUGGAUACCACCAUCCACAAGGCAGUGGGAGAGCGCUUCAAGAUCUCCGGCUUCCCCACCGUCAAGUACUUUGAGAUGGGAGAGGAGAAGUUCACUCUACCCCACCUCAGGAGCAAGGACAAGAUCAUAGAGUUUCUACAGAACCCCCAGGCGCCCCCUCCCCCAGAGCAGUCCUGGGAAGACAAGCCGUCCAGCGUCAGCCAUCUAGGAAUGGAGGACUUCAGGGAAGCGCUGAAGAAGAAGAAGCAUGCCCUCGUCAUGUUUUACGCACCAUGGUGUCCCCACUGCAAGAACGCUGUCCCUCAUUUCACCACUGCAGCAGAUCUCUUUAAAGAGGACCGCAAGAUUGCCUAUGCUGCCGUGGACUGCACUAAAGGACCGAACCAAGAACUGUGCAAGCAGGAGGGUGUGGAGGGCUACCCCACGUUCAACUACUACAACUAUGGGAAGUUUGCAGAAAAAUACAACGGAGAACGAGGGGAGGCGGGGUUUAUAGGUUUCAUGCGCAGCCUGCGGGGGCGGGACCAGGGCAAGAGGAAGGAUGAGCUUUAAGGCAGGUUGUGGUGAGGGGGAGGAGCCUGUCGUUGCACUGUGACCCUGGACAGAGGCCUCUUAGCACUGACAUCACGUGAUGUCGUCAUGAUGUGACAUCACGGGGCGGGGACUUGAGAACCUAAGCGUUUCAGCGAAAGGCUAUUUUUUUAUACUGAUAUAGAUCGAUCAUGUUUGUAAUAACAGUGGGAUUACCUACCGUGUGACCACUUUUGAUUAAAAAAAAACAACAAAAGAAAACAUUCAAAUGUUGCCCAAAUACUGUGACUGCAUUUGUGAAAAGCUACACCUUAUACUGUAUCUAUGCAAUACCGGACCCUCCCUUUCAGAUCCACUCUUCUGAGGUUGGUUGGUGGCUGUACUGGUGGUUGGAUGGUGGGUUAACCACCUACAGUACUGUACAGGGACCAUCGCUACAGUACAGUCCUACCGGUCACUACGUCCCUGUUCAUUCACCUCAAGAUGAACACAAUCUAAGCAUUCAACUGUUUGUUUCAAUAUAACUGUUUCAAUAUUUGUGUACAUACCUGUCUUCCAUGUUAGGUAUGGGUUUGUUUCAGGAUGAUAAGAAUCAAAUAGCUAAAACUGUGGCCUUUUUAAUAAAUAUGUAUGAAAGCUAAUCACUCACCGCAGAGUCAGACAGAUAGGGUAGUGAACGAUACGAGGCCCUCAAACAUAAAGCUCUUAUAGUGGUGUGUUGAAGCCUGGGGCUUCUGUUUUUCCACGUGUUUCCAAGUCAGCUAUUAGAGAAAGCAAUGACAAAUCAGACACAAACCUAAAAUGCCCAAAAUAAAUUCGAAUUAUUAUGUUACUGUGCUGAACCUCCAGACGUCAAUGAUUUACAGAAGCCUCCUGUUGUCGUAGUGAUAUUAUUUUUACUGUAGACAUGUUGGUUGUCUAGCAACAAAACCAACGCGUGCGCAACUAUGGGGCCAAACAGACGAGGUUGUUGACAACAUGUAAACUUUAUUUCGUCUCCAAUGUUUAUUGAAAACAAAUACAUUUGCACAAUGAGCAAUUGUCUCUCAAAAACAUUUAUUGCAUAUGUUGAUUAGUUAACUAGCAAAUGUUUUGCCACAUUAGCAUAGACGUGAUAUUGGUCAAAACACCUCAAAACAAGACAUGGUAUCAAGAACAAGAUAAAACUAGCUGAAACGAGCCACCUAUGAUUCCCCACGUGGCAGCUUCUUGUCAUUGUUGCUAGCUAUCUGCCAUCCAGAAUCACAACAGCACACAGACUUCUGACCCGUUGAAGUGUGCACAUCAUUUUCAUGUCAGCUAGCCCAUCUAUUGUCCUGCAUUCCUCUAGUGUUACUGAGAUGUCCAAAAAACUGUUUUGCCUCUUGCAAGUGUAUUCCAUGAUAUCAUCUAAGACCUAUUAAAAACAAAGCCCUUGGAAAAGAUAUGGGGCCAAAUAUGGUCAUUUAAUGUGCCAUUUCCUCCUCCAUUCUUAAAAUGUGUACAGGAACAAGACUGUGCCAGUCCCUCUCUUUUUGUCUGUAGCAAUCAGAACCAUUCAGCUCAAUAUCAGGAGGCAUAUGGGAUUAUGAUUAGAAAAGAUCCAGGAUAUCAGUUCCAUCUGAACAAAGUCAAGAAUCCAAAAAUGUUAUCCCAUAUGUCCCAGCACAUCCAAAUGGAUGACUUCAGAUUUCAUAGUGCUGCAGAGGUGUGUGUGAGAAAGUCGACGGACACCCUUAACAUCCCCGCCACACACACACCACCCGAGCAUGGCACCAUCAUUAAUACUGGAGCCAUUAUCUUUGUGGCGACUUUAAGGCUGUGUGUUUUUUAACUCCCUGGCUUACGCCGCUAUAAAUAUUUAAAGGCCUAUCUGUAGCUGAACUUGUUUUAUUAUUCAGGAGUUUGGUUCCUUUCAUUAUUGAACAAGGUUCUCAGGGAUAGCGAAAACACAAAGGGAACUAGCUUGUAUUAAUUUGCGUUGCAGUUAGUUGGUUUUGAGCUCUAGAGUCCAAAUUUAAAAUAAUUGUUUACAUUUGUCUCGUAUGGAAAAAUAACAAUGUAUAGAUAAAUGUUCCAGUUUACAUUUCCUGUUCCAAGUCAUGGCAGGAAGUAUUAAAUAAAACAUGUUGUACAGAUGAGGGUUAAUGAACUGACUAAUACUGUACAUUGUGUGGGUUUCUAAAUGGAUUAGUUGCAAAUGAAAAGUCUUAAAUGAACUGCAGACUGACAUAGAACACGGUCUCCAAUCAAUGUUACCGUAACAUUUCUGCAUCAUGCAAAACUAGCUCCAACAUCACAGAACGUUGGGAGAAUGCUUUACUGUAUGUAGCUGGAUUUUGACACAAAUGCAGUUUUUUUUAAUGUUCAGUUUUCUUUCUGUUGAGAUGAUUUGCUUUGUUUACUUUCACUUUUGUUUCUGCUGUACAGGGCCUACUCAGUGCUAUCAAAUGGUUAAAGACUUGACAAACUUAUCAUAAAGACCACCUUUGUCUCAUCCCAAAGCUCUCCAUAUUGUGUGGAAACUGUCACAUCUAUGCAUAGAAGUCAUUGUCGCCUUUGUUGACUUUCUGUGCCCAGCCAUAUGUACAGUUUUGCCCUUCGAAUGAGGACCUUGCUAAAAUAAAAACUCAAACAUUUCCAA
Salmo salar (Atlantic salmon) is the source of this 4329-nucleotide messenger RNA. The record is from RefSeq and is a predicted model, not a curated record. Lineage: Eukaryota; Metazoa; Chordata; Actinopteri; Salmoniformes; Salmonidae.